AAAAUAAGCUAGCUACAGAGGGCGGGCAUUACAUUUAAUUUUUGGGUCUAAGUUGUAAAAGCAAACGAAAAAGCGACGAAAUGGAAUUCCAGGUUCGUUCUUGCUUUCUGCCAACUAUGGCACUUUUUAUCUUUCUGAUUUUCAUGAGCCUGUGUACACAGAAGGCAGAGACGUCUGUAUCGGAUACUUGGGAAAGUCUGAAGAAUUCCGAUGCCGUUCAGCAAGCACGAAAGGAAUGGUCUCGUGCAAGGACUAAAACACAAAGCUUCAUCAACAAGGUAUCAAAUGGGAAACUUGCAGAAGACAUCACCACUUACAUUGAUAACACUCUGAUGAAGCUGUUUAGUAUCAGAGUGAGUGAACUGCAGAAGACACUGAAGAAAGCCCAGCAGACCUGGCUGGGGCCGGCCCUCAUGGGCCUCUGGCUUCUCCUGGGUUAUGUCACCCUCAAGCUGACCUCCUGCACCACUUUCCUGGUUGUCAUGUCAACCACUGUCCUGAUCCACUCCAUCUAUGGCUCUGUGGUCGUCUUCACCCAGGUGGUUGUAUUUAUCGGUCUGUGCAUGUACAUCGCCUCACUAAUAGCUAACAAUGUUGUCCUCUGUGCUGUCACCAUUCUCACCUUCUACGUGUCCUACUCUGUCUUUGGGGUGUGUCGCCGGCCGUAUUCACAGGGCGUGCUCUAUGACCUGGAGGACCGGGUCACCGACCUCAGCCAGAGGACGGCAGGCAUGGAGAGCAAGAUGGUGGGCCUGGAGCAGAAAAUUGACCUCCUGCUGGAGGGUCGAGAGUGAUAUCCAUAGCGGACUCUCUGUUCUAGAUCGCUGAUGAAUUAAUUUCAGAACUUCAUUUCUUGUACAUUUUUGAUGGUGUGGAUACUCAGCGAUGGUCAUUGUGUGUAGUGGUCCUGUAUACUGAAUUUGUGUUUAAACUUCUUGAAAAGUGGUUAUGAUCACAGUUUUAUUUGCUUCAAAUCGUGUCACAGUACCAAACGAAAGGUGAUAUUCAGUUAUCAUGAUGUUGUAUUUGUUUUUUUUCCCAUUCGUGGCAUCUUUAAACAUACAGUACUGGAAAUGCUUUGAAUGAAACAUGAAAGCACUGUGUCAAAUAAUCACAAAUGCAGAUCAAAGAAAUUUCUUUUAAGAGAACCAGUGGAGUUUGGGUGCAUUUUCUGUGUUGCAUAAUUGUCAUGCCUUUUAAUCCCUUAGUGCUUUCUUUAACUUUUGGAAAGAAAUUGGGAUUUUUAAUCAUGUUUUUGGCUUUUCAGAAAACAUGUCAGGCUUUGGUGCCAGGACAAUACUAUCCACAAAUCUUGCCAGUUUUAAAGAUGCAUUUUGGAUUUUCCAGUUUUGUUGCAAAAAUACAUAAAGAUCAGAUCUGUUUCUGUAUUCACCUGAUGAAGGCACUCCAGUUAUUUUGGGUUUGAACCCUGGAUAUUUUAAAUGUUGCAUGUGAUUUGUAUAUUUAUGGUGUUUGUCAUAUUUGUCAAUAGAUUUGUUUGAAUGGAAAGAUCAGAUUUCUCCAGUUUUGAAAAGUGUAAUACUGUUUGUAGAGUUACAUACUUGACCUGACCUGAAAAAAUCUAACUUAGAAUGCCAUCCAUGACCUCAUGCUUUCGAAAUACAUGUACACGAGGCUCAUUUUUUUUUCGAAAUUGUUGAAAAUUAGUAUUAGCACUGUGAUUGCAACUUUAAUAGUGUUUAGGAAUUAAACAAAUUUGUUACACAAAACCAACAAUAAUGACAAUGCAGAACGAUUUCCUUUUUUGAGUUUAAUAAAUUCAAAAUCUGGAUGGAAUAUUAUACAAAAGCUGGCAAUGAAACCAACCAUUUCAUAUCUGCCGUUUCUUUCAUCUGUACAAGUUUCUGUUUAUUUUUAAGGACUCAUCAUAAAAGUAAAAUUUUGCAAAGCAGGAGAGCAACUGUAAAACCGCAAUUUGGAGAUAAAAGUAAUUCAUAUUUAUUUGCAAGGCACAAGAUACGAGGUAAGUCACGUACAUUGAAUUUAAAAAACUAGUAAAUUUUCCUCUGUGAUUUGGAAAAAAUUAAGAAAACCUGUAUUACACCUGUCCAAAAAUUUAUACAUUUGUACAAGUUUGAUUCCGACAGUUAAUUAUUGCUUACGUCAGUUCAUCUCGCCUUACAGUGACACAGGAUUUCACUCUGCUGUUUUGCUCCUGAAGACCUGUUUUUAACCCAAGUGCAAAUACACCCAGUUUCAGACAACUUCACAUAUUUAACAUUAGCUUCUAGUUACAUUAUAACCAAGUAUACUAUUUUAUUGUUCCCAAUUAAAUAAAACAUGACGCAUGCCCUUGAAUUAGAAAUCUACUUACAUAGUAUCCUGCUCAGCACAGUUUGACAGAUUAGCGUAAACAACUAGUGUAAUUUAUCAAUGUGGACUUUCACAAAUCCUAUAAUGUAUAUACUUCUGAAGUAAGAAGCAGUUUGCACUGUGAAUUAUCCAUGUCAAAAGGGCUUCCUUGUCUUACUGGAAUAAAGUGCUUAAGAAAACAA
Messenger RNA from Acanthaster planci (crown-of-thorns starfish), 2516 nucleotides. RefSeq lists its product as uncharacterized. NCBI's taxonomy places the organism in Eukaryota, Metazoa, Echinodermata, Asteroidea, Valvatida, Acanthasteridae. The record is from RefSeq and is a predicted model, not a curated record.